Molecule: messenger RNA, 3808 nt
Organism: Carassius carassius (crucian carp)
Lineage: Eukaryota; Metazoa; Chordata; Actinopteri; Cypriniformes; Cyprinidae
Exons: 18
Coding region: 105-3476 (1123 amino acids)
Biological process (GO): neutrophil migration
Cellular component (GO): apical plasma membrane; cell surface
Source: RefSeq, a predicted model, not a curated record
CCUAAAGUUCAUCAUCACUGUGUUCAGCUGCUGAAGAGAGAAUCUCCCUGAGUUUGCUCUGCAGCAGCAUUUGACUUCAGGUGCAGGAGUUGCCGUUUAUCACAAUGAGGUUUCUGAUCUUACUGUGUGUGUCACUUCUUCUGCUGAUUAAUGGUGAAAUAACCAGUGGACAAACAUCAGAAACUACAACGUCCAGCUCUGAUCCAUGCUAUGAUUAUAACAUUCUUGAUGAAUACUGGAGAGACAUACGGCAAAGCUCAUAUCAGAACUAUGACCAUGAUGACAGCCAUGUUGAAUGGAGUGGCUGGUAUCGUCUGUAUCUGAAUGGAGAAAAUGCCCAGAUGUCUGAGUGGUGUGUGAGUAAUAUGAGAUGUGGUGGUUACACUGCACUGUAUCUCAACGGCUCUCAUCCAAGAGUUGAGGAUGGAGUGGUGACCCGUGAAGUCUUGGGAAGUUAUAUUUGGUCUAGCCAGUGUGAAGACUACAGAUCUACAUCCAUCCAAGUCAAAGCCUGUCCAGGAGCUUAUUACGUCUAUAAACUUGUCAAGCCAGAUGUGUCCAUCUACAUGCCUUCAUACUGUGCAGUUGCUUUCAGCAGCAUCAGCAGUGAUCCCUGCUACAACUAUGAGUCUCUGGAUCGUCCCUGGAGAGCCACCAAUGAAAGUGGAGAUUACAUUUGUGAUGAACGUUUCUCCUGGAAUGGCUGGUACCGGCUUUUCUACUAUGGAAUGGACAUCCAGAUGUCAGAGACCUGUAUUAGUUCAUUCAGCUGUAACACAUACUAUAACCUGUGGCUCAAUGGUCCUCAUCCUCAGAUAGAGGAUGGAGUGGUGAUCAGAGAGGUCUGUGGAGGGUCUUAUUGGGGCAGCUGUUGUGAAUACAAAUCAAAACCCAUCAGAGUGAAAGCAUGUCCAGGCAAUUACUAUGUCUAUGAACUUGUGAAUCCACAAUUCUGGUGUUCAGGAUACUGUACAGAUGUCAGCACUAUUUCACAGGUGGUUUCCACUUUGAGUCCAAAUAUAAUCAGUGGAUCCAGCAUCACAUUUAAUUAUGACCCGUGCAAUAACUACAACACACUUGACAACUACUGGAGAAGCACACGCAAUUACUGGUAUUGGUACGGCUAUAUAAAUGGACACGAUGACACUCUUGUAGAAUGGGAUGGCUGGUAUCGACUCUUCGUCAAUGAGUCCAAUGCUCAGAUGCCUGAGUGGUGUGCGACUUACAUGUCAUGUGGAGGUUAUAGUUCUCUGUGGCUUGGUGGCUCUCAUCCUCAGCUAGAAGAUGGAGUUGUUACUCGUGAAGUUUUUGGUUCUCGUGAUGAUCAGUGCAGUCGCUACAGAUCUGAACCAAUCCAAGUCAAAGCUUGUCCUGGAGAUUAUUAUGUCUACAAAUUUACCAGACCAACAGUCUCAAUCCCAGCUCCUGUGUAUUGUGGAGUUCCUUCCCCCACCCCAAGCGUUGAUCCCUGCUACAACUACACCAGUCUGGAUGAGACUUGGAGAGCCACUGACAACUAUUACUAUAAUAACUAUUACUACUAUGGCAUGUGUGAUUAUAAUGUGGAGUGGAAUGGCUGGUACAGAAUGUUCUACAAUGGUGAAAAUGCCGAGAUGCCAGAUUCAUGUGUUAAUCAAGGCAUGUGUGGCACUUCUGAACCAAUGUGGCUCAACGGAUCUCAUCCACAGCUGGAAGAUGGAGUGGUCACUCGUCAUGUCUGUAUUUCUUCAUGGAGUGGCUGCUGUACUUACACAUCCCACCCGAUACGAGUCAAAGCCUGUCCUGGAAAUUACUAUGUUUAUGAGUUUGUCAAGCCAAUGUUUUGCUCAGCUUACUGCGUAGAAGCCUCAAAUCAGUCCAUCCCAUCAGUGUCUACGCCAUCAGAGACAAUCCCAUCCAUAGAGUACAUUACUCCACCAAUCACAACCACUGCUCUCCCUGUUGACCCCUGCUACAACUACUAUGUCCUGGACGAUCCAUGGAGAGCCACCAACAAUCAACAUUCCUCUCAAAUAAUGUGUGACACUGGGGUCAGCUGGAACGGCUGGUACCGUCUCUACAUCCAGGGUCAGAGCGUUCAGAUGCCAGACACAUGUGUUGAGGAAUAUAGUUGUGGCACUCAUGCUCCACUCUGGCUGAACGGAGGACAUCCAACAGUUGAGGAUGGAGUGGUCACUCGAGAUGUCUGCGGUCACUGGAACAAUGACUGCUGUGCUUUCCAAUCCAAUCCCAUUAAAGUCAAAGCCUGUCCAGGAUAUUAUUAUGUCUAUGAGUUUGUGAGUCCAGUUGGCUGCAGUUUGGCAUACUGUGCAGAUGCAAGGAACAUGAACACUACCUCUACUACUGUAAUACCAGAGACAACCACAGAAACUACAUCUGAAACCACAAUGAUUGUUAAUAGGAACCCGUGUUCUGAACUCAGCUGCUCUGAGGAUGAAAGGUGCGGAAUGAAAAAUGGCGUAUACGGCUGUUUAUGUGAAAAUGAUCAUCACAGACAAGAGCAUCAUGACUCUUUUGAUUUCUCAGAAAGCUGUGAAAGCAGCUCUGGCUCCAUGUCUGUGUCUCGCUGUCAGCUCUUUGAGGCUGGUUUUCCAGCUGAUGUCUUGCACCUCAAUGAUCCCAGCUGCAGAGGAACGGUCCGGAAUGGCAGAGUGGAAUUCCAUUUUGAUAACGAUGAACACAUCUGUGGCACAAAUCUUGUGGCCAACGGCACCCACUUCAUCUACAGUAACUUUAUUCUGGGGACACCGAGGUCAGAGGGUCUCAUCAGCAGAGAGAAAAUCCUCAAGCUUUCUUUCAGCUGCGUUUAUCCUCAAACACAAUCACUUUCCAUGAAUGUGGAAAUCAACCCACUGGAGAGUGUUGUGCACAAGACCCUCCCGGCUGGUGAAGGCAGAUAUCAGGUGCGGAUGAUUCCAUAUGAGGAUGAUGAGUUUACUCGGCCCUUCACUGGUAGAGUGGAUGCAGAGCUGGACCAGAAGAUGAAUGUGGAAGUUCGUGUCGAGGGGGUUGACAGCCGUCAGUUUGCUCUGGUGAUGGACACGUGUUGGGCUACACCUGUGAAUGAUCCUGAUUACAGUCUCCGCUGGGAUCUCAUCGUUAGAGAGUGUCCCAAUCCAAAUGACGACACAGUGGAGCUGCUGCAGAACGGCGUCUCGACAUCCAGCCAUUUCUCCUUCAGGAUGUUCAUCUUCACUGCAAACUCCACUAAGCUUUACCUGCACUGUGCUGUUCACCUGUGCCUUAUGUCGAGCAAUCGCUGUUCACUGGAUUGUAACUCUGGACACCAGUGGAGAGAGCGCAGGUCUCUGGACUUCCAUGACAGUGCUUCUAUAUCCAUGGGUCCCCUGACGUUGUCUGAAGGGAACACAGAUAAGUGGGUCCCAGAUCAAGUGAAGGUGUCUGAGGCUUCUUCUCUGUGUGCUUCUCUGAUGCUGUUACUCGUUCUUCUGAUGAGUGUCCUGACCCUCUUUUAGUUUACUUCAACAAAAAAUGUAUAUUGUCUAUUAAUAUGGAACUGAUGUUACAUUUGUGGUGGGUUUCUAAAUAUUUUUUAAUUUUAUUUAUGUGGUGUCAUAAAUGAUGAUUUAACCCUUUACAUUAGUUAUUAUACACUACAUUAAUUCGGUUUUACUUGAAAGGAUGUUCUGCAGUAGCAAACAGAAUCAGAUUUGCAUUCAUUUAAAUCAUGAAAAAUUAUUAAUAGGGUAACUUCUGUUUUGCGAUUCCUUUUCAAAAUGUAAACUUUUAGUAGUCGAUGGAAAUUAUUCUAUAAAAGGCUGAUUGUCAAACUAGCUGAACUGAAAUA